Molecule: messenger RNA, 1662 nt
Organism: Alternaria ethzedia
Lineage: Eukaryota; Fungi; Ascomycota; Dothideomycetes; Pleosporales; Pleosporaceae
Exons: 6
Coding region: 1-1662 (553 amino acids)
Source: RefSeq, a predicted model, not a curated record
AUGUACCCAGAAUCGAGAUCGCCACAACUGGAAUACUUGACCAUCUUACCAACCAUGUCAUCCAAAACCCCCCUCGACAUCGUCUUCGGCUGCAUGACCUUCGGCCGCGAAGGCGAAGAACAAGUCCGCACCUCGGAUAUAAACGACUGCGCAGCUAUCCUCGAUACCUUCCAAUCUUACGGCCACAACGAGGUCGACACGAGUCGUUUCUAUGGCGACGGCACAUCCGAAGAAUACCUUGCCAAACUUUCCUGGCAGAAGCGCGGUCUAGUGAUGGAUACGAAGUUCUUCCCCAACGUCCAUGGGCUUUUCGGCCGUACGCCUACUCACUCUAGGAAGGAGGAUAUGGGCAAGAGUUUGGAGGAGAGUCUCACUGCGCUUGGAGCCGAAGGCGUGGAUUUGUGGUAUCUGCAUGCGCCGGAUCGGAGUGUGCCGCUUGAGGAGACGGCGAGGGCGGUGCAUGAGCUGUUUGAGGAGGGGAGUGGGAAUGGCAAGGAGGGGAGGAAGUUUAAGAGGUGGGGUGUUAGUAAUUUUAUGGCUUGGGAGGUCGCAGCCAUCUGCGAGAUUUGCAAAGCAAACGGAUACCAGUUACCGAGCGUAUACCAAGGCGUAUACAACGCACUCCACCGCAGCAUCGAACACGAACUUCUCCCUUGCCUGCGCAAAUACAACAUGUCGUUCUACGCGUUCAAUCCGUUGGCGGGCGGGUGGUUGACCUCACGGUAUAAGCGCGAGACGCAGAAUGAAGCUCUGGAGGCUGGGAGCCGGUUUGAUGCGAACCGUAUGCAAGGCAAAAUGUACCGCGCGCGCUACUGGAACGACGAGUUCUUUACUGCGCUUGAGGGCCUGCGGUCUGAAUUACCUGAAGGGCAGACGGAGAGUGAGACGGCGCUUCGGUGGAUGAUGCAUCAUAGUCAGCUCAAGAAAGAGUUUGGGGAUAAGGUUAUCAUUGGGGCGAGUAGCAAGGAGCAGUUGGAGAUGAAUCUCAGAGACUUUGAGAAGGGGCCGUUGGAUGAGAAGGUUGUGAAGGCGCUGGAUCAGGGGUUGGAGGUCGAGGUCGAGGUUGAGGAGGUGAAAUGCGGUGGAAUAUGGGGGACAGCUCGCACACCAAACAUGCCAUCACCAUCCCGCCUCCAAACCUCCAUCGAGGACGCCACCACCAACACCAUCAACGCCACUAUUGCGAAGAGACAGACACGAGAAGCCGAAGCCGAGGCCAACACCGCGACACAUGCCCAAGCACAAGCUGCGCGGAACGCUCAAGCACAAGCUGCGAUAGCGGCUCAAGCUCACGCUUAUGCCCAAGCUCAAUCCCAACUCGCAGACCAAGCAGCAGAACAGGCCGUAGCUGCAACUGCAGUCGCCAUAGCAGCAGCCCAGCGGGCGCGAGAAAUCCGAGAAGAAUUCCAGUACACCAUGCGAACCAUGCGGCGGCACGCACUCGGAUUGACCAGUGAUGUAGAGAGAGAGAUACGGGGACGAGAAGAGACCUGGAAUGCGUUCCAAGCUCUAGUUCGGCGACUUGAAGACCAGCGUGGACACCGCGGUGAGACAAGGGGUGAAGAGCAAGAGCCUCGUCCUUCGCCUCCACCCGCUGCGGAAGAGUACCACCAUUGCGACUUUGACCAUUGCAAUGGUCUUUGUACGUAUCUUAAAGAAUAA